AUGCGUCUUAUCAAUGUGCAGACCUACAGAUUAGAAGAGUUCUUCAAUGAGCAAGUGCCUCCUUACGCUAUACUGUCACAUACAUGGGGGAAUGAUCAGGACGAAGUAUCAUUUCGAGACAUUACUGAGGGAAAUGCUGAGAGUGCCAGUGCCAACCAUUGGCCAAUCAAACUCGAGGGGUGUUGUAAACAGGCAGCAAAGGAUGGCCUUAAUUAUGUAUGGAUUGACACCUGUUGCAUUGAUAAAACCAACUCAGUGGAACUUGGCGAAGCCAUCAACUCCAUGUUUCGAUGGUAUAAGGAGGCUACAAAAUGUUAUGCUUAUCUUACCGAUGUCACUGUUGAAAGCGUUGAGGUCAAUAAUCUGCACAUGAAGUCUGAAUUCUCCACUAGCCGUUGGUUCCAAAGAGGUUGGACACUACAAGAACUCCUGGCACCUAGAGAGGUCUAUUUCUACAAUUCUACAUGGACCUUACUUGGUCAAAAAAGAAAUACAAAAAUGUCACGAGUGAUUGAGAAUAUUACCGGUAUAUCGCGUUUGUUUCUACUAGGAACAGCAUUGACGGAAGCCAGUAUCGCACAACGCAUGUCUUGGGCUUCAAGAAGGAUAACAAAAAGGAAGGAAGAUACCGCUUACUGUCUUCUUGGGAUUUUUGAUAUUAUGAUGCCAAUGAUCUACGGGGAGGGUGAUCGCGCAUUCAUCCGUCUACAAGAAGAACUUAUUAAAAAAACCAGAGAUGACUCAAUUUUUGCAUGGGGCCUGGGAUCCACGGAAUCUGCCCCCACUGAUUCUAAACAUAUAAUCUCCGCGGGAGUAUUUGCAACUUCUCCAGCCGAAUUUGUCAACAGCAGCCAUAUUCUAUCGGGAAAGCGCGAGAUCAAGUCUACGGCUGUAUUCAUUGUUGACGGCGGAUGUGUUCGAUCAAACCUCCCGCUUUAUAAAGACUCAGCUGGCCAGCUAUUCGGACUGCUUAAUUGUGGCCCCGGGUUAAAUGGCAGUGGUAGAAUGGUAGUGGGAAUGCCUCUUAGUGACAGCCUGUCUGGCGAAUAUAUUCGACCGGAAGGACGUUGUUCACAAAUACUUCCGGUGUCUGAAGCUGCCACCUCCGCCCCGCAAAUUUAUAUCAAGAUAGAGCGACAACAAAGGACCGUUCCAGGAUCCAGUUAUAGCAACUGGUUUGAGAUCGAGGACCCUAGUGAAGCCGGCUUAAAACUGAUUGAGGUAGAACCACAAGACUGCUGGUUGGAAGAAGAGUCUCGUAUUGCUAUAAGUAACGACCCUUCCGGAAACGCUGUACAGCAAUAUUGGAUACGAUUUCGUCCAGAAGAUGAAGGAUCUACUGACUUCCUUGUGCUACUUGCGCUAGAGAUACUGGGAUCACAGGUGAAGGCUCAGUGUCAUAUUAUGACAUCCUCUCAAUCUACUCCGCUGAAGGAUUUAGUUCAGUACUCUAGCAAUAUGAGACAAACAGCUUUUGGUAAGAGUAUUGCUAGUGAUUGCUCGCGGAGCAUCUAUGUAACUGUGGAGCAAGACACUACAGCCAGGCAAAUAUUUAUUGUUAAACUGGCUAAGACAACUACGUCGCCCAGUGUCACUGUGGAUGCAACAUUUGAGUUGGAACUACAGGCGGCAAAAUCUGAGCGGGAUAAGGCAGCAAAAGCAAAGGAAAAGCUUUAUCUGGAAAUAGAAGAAUUUAAUCAGCAACGAGGAACAGCAUAUACGCUGGAGUCCGUUGAAAAACGUUUAGCUGAGAUAAGAGAAGAGAAAGACCAGCUAGAGAAGAUUCAAAAAUGGUGGGUCGAAUUGUCCAAGAAUGGAUUAUCAAUUGAGAGAAAGUUUGAUGAUCUUGAAAAAACAGCAAUGGCAAAGGGAUAUGACCCAGUACUGACUGCAGAAAUCAGUAUUUCAAAUGGCGAGUUGGUGACGCGCAGCACACUGACGGGGCAUUCUUUUCAUGUUUGGAGUGUGGUGUUCUCCCCAGAUGGUAAAGUCCUGGCGUCCGCCUCCGCCGAUAAGACUGUCAGGCUCUGGGAGGUGGCCACCGGGGAGGCACGCA
This is a messenger RNA of Aspergillus alliaceus, 2056 nucleotides long. Its product is annotated as HET-domain-containing protein. The transcript has a single exon. The annotation marks the transcript as partial. Gene Ontology annotation, molecular function: protein binding. The record is from RefSeq and is a predicted model, not a curated record. NCBI's taxonomy places the organism in Eukaryota, Fungi, Ascomycota, Eurotiomycetes, Eurotiales, Aspergillaceae.